Cynara cardunculus var. scolymus (artichoke) is the source of this 2076-nucleotide messenger RNA. RefSeq lists its product as uncharacterized. The transcript has a single exon. NCBI's taxonomy places the organism in Eukaryota, Viridiplantae, Streptophyta, Magnoliopsida, Asterales, Asteraceae. The record is from RefSeq and is a predicted model, not a curated record. The coding region runs from base 33 to 2012 and encodes 659 amino acids.
CAUUUUUCCAUUCUCUCACCGGAAAACACACCAUGGACGCCGGCGACAAUCUUCUCGACGACAAUCUUCUCGACGACGUCAUAACAAACCAGACAAACAAUCUCAUUCUUGCUGAUGAUCCUCUUAUGUUCUUCACCGAGAACAAUCUCAUUCUUGCUGAUGAUCCUCUUAUGGGCUUCACCGAGAACAACUCCGCCACCUACUUAUCCUCUGGCAACCCCUGCCUCGACUUCUUCUUCCACGUCGUACCCGACACGACGACGGAAGACCUGAUCAAUCGGCUGCAGUUGUCUUGGAAUCACAACUCACUGACCACGCUUAAGCUCAUCUGCAAUCUGAGAGCCGUACGCGGUAGUGGAAAAUCGGACAAAGAGAGCUUCUACACAGCGGCGCUCUGGCUCCAUAACCACCACCCGAAAACCCUAGCUUCGAAUAUUCCUCUACUCGUUGAAUUCGGCUACUUCAAGGACUUGUUAGAGAUUCUCUACAGACUUAUCGAAGGUCCUGAAGUGCGAUGGAUUGCAAAGUCCGAGUGGAUCUUGAAAAAAUCGGUGAAAGGAAAAGGUAGGGCACGAAAGUUUUACUUCCUUUCGAAGAAGAGGAAGAAGCAGAAGGAGAAAAAGGAUGGAGAUGAUGAAAUUAAAGCUAAUUUGAGGGCAAGAGUGCCUCGAGAACAAAGGAUUGAAGCAAAUAGGGCACAAAUGAAGGCAGAGAAAGAAAGAGCAAAAUCAUCAAGGAAACAAAAGGAAUCCGCCAUGGCUAAGAAAGCACUGGAUCGAUACAAUUCAGAUCCUGAUUACAGGUUCUUCCAUGAUCAGGUUUCGAUGUUCUUCGCUAAUCGUUUAAAAUCCGAUAUUCAAUUGCUGGAUUCCGGUGAUCAUAUGAAGAUCAGUUUAGCUGCAAAGUGGUGCCCUAGUGUUGAUUCUUCCUAUGAUAAAACCACACUGAUUUGUGAGACAAUUGCUAGAAUCAUAUACCCUAGAAAUUCUGAUCCUGAAUUAGAUGGAUUUGAUGAUGCUAGUUAUGUCUUUAGAAUCAAAGAUCGAUUGAGGAAACAAAUUCUUGUUCCUCUUCAUAAUGCCUUGAAAUUACCCGAAGUUUAUAUGAGUGCAAAACAAUGGAGCUCGAUUUCUUACGAUAGAGUAGCUUCUAUAGCCAUGAAAAACUACACAGACAUAUUCUUGCAUCGAGACAAGCAACGGUUUCGCGGGUAUCUCGAAAACGUGAAGCGCGGUGAUGCAAAGAUUGCCGCUGGAGCUUUGCUUCCCCACGAGAUUAUCAGGUCUUUGAAACGUGGGAUUGGGGCAGCCACUGUUGCCGACCUUCAAUGGAAACGAAUGGUUGAUGAUUUGUUAAAAAAGGGUAAGCUGACGAAUUGCAUCGCGGUUUGUGAUGUUUCUGGUAGCAUGGUUGGGACUCCAAUGGAGGUCUCGGUUGCGCUUGGAUUGUUGGUGUCUGAACUUAGUGCGGAGCCAUGGAAGGGUCGUGUGAUCACGUUCAGUUUGUCGCCGGAGCUCCAUUUGAUCGAAGGGGGUGACCUCCGAUCGAAAACAGAGUUCAUAGGAAGGAUGGAUGCAGGUUUCAACACAGAUUUUCAGCGGGUUUUUGAUAAAAUGUUGGAGGUUGGUGUGAAUGGGAAGUUGAGUGAAGAUGAAAUGGCGAAAAGGGUGUUUGUUUUCAGCGAUAUGGAGUUUGAUGAGGCGUCAGCGAAUCCGUGGGAGACGGAUUAUGAGGUAAUAGAGCGAAAAUAUAGGGAUUGUGGGUAUGAGAAAGUGCCGGAAAUUGUGUUUUGGAAUCUUAGGGACUCGUAUUCGACUCCGGUGACGGCCGAGCAGAAAGGGGUGGCUCUGCUUAGUGGGUUUUCAAAGAACUUAUUGACUCUGUUUCUUGAAGAAGGCGGGGUGAUCAAACCUAGUGGUUUAAAUCCUGAACCUAGUGGUUUAAAUCCUGAAGCUACGAUGGAAGCAGCUAUAUCUGGAGAAUUGUAUCAGAAACUAGUUGUAUGUGACUGAUAUCAAUGGUGUACGUUUUGUGUUGUAGAAAUGAGCAAUAAAAUCAAUCCUAACAUUAAUGACA